Pan troglodytes (chimpanzee) is the source of this 1969-nucleotide messenger RNA. RefSeq names its product isocitrate dehydrogenase (NAD(+)) 3 non-catalytic subunit beta (gene IDH3B). The record is from RefSeq and is a predicted model, not a curated record. Gene Ontology annotation, cellular component: mitochondrion. Gene Ontology annotation, molecular function: oxidoreductase activity, acting on the CH-OH group of donors, NAD or NADP as acceptor; NAD binding; magnesium ion binding. The transcript is spliced from 14 exons. Lineage: Eukaryota; Metazoa; Chordata; Mammalia; Primates; Hominidae. Bases 456 to 1613 code for a protein of 385 amino acids. Gene Ontology annotation, biological process: isocitrate metabolic process; tricarboxylic acid cycle.
GACCUGGGCUGUUACAGAAGCGGAGCAAGUCCUGGGACAAGCACAGAAAAAGGGCCUGAGCCUGAAGAAGUGAUGUCCAGAGCAACAGCAGUCAUAUUGUGACUAUGAAGCACCAAGGAUGAGGACAUCAGACAACACACUAAGGCUGGCAGAGCAGAAGGGAAGACAGCCUGGAUCCCUGGGGCAUCACCAAGCAGCUCAACCAUUCUCAGUAACUCCUUACCUUCAGAGUUUCGACGUAGAUUAAAUAUGGCGACUGAAAACAAAGCAAGAGACAAAGUGCUUGCGCAUCCCAUGACCUCCCCACCGGCAAGAAAAAGGAGAAACAGGCGUGAGCCAGCAGUGCUGGUUGGCGCAGAGAGACAAAUACCAGGAACUCAGUACAGGCCGGAAGUCGGGGUACGGGGCCGCGCCAGCUUCAGGCGUCACUUCCCACGCGACUUCCUGCGGGAAACAUGGCGGCAUUGAGCGGAGUCCGCUGGCUGACCCGAGCGCUGGUCUCCGCCGGGAACCCUGGGGCAUGGAGAGGUCUGAGUACCUCGGCCGCGGCGCACGCUGCAUCGCGGAGCCAGGCCGAGGACGUGAGGGUGGAGGGCUCCUUUCCCGUGACCAUGCUUCCGGGAGACGGUGUGGGGCCUGAGCUGAUGCACGCCGUCAAGGAGGUGUUCAAGGCUGCCGCUGUCCCAGUGGAGUUCCAGGAGCACCACCUGAGUGAGGUGCAGAAUAUGGCAUCUGAGGAGAAGCUGGAGCAGGUGCUGAGUUCCAUGAAGGAGAACAAAGUGGCCAUCAUUGGAAAGAUUCAUACCCCGAUGGAGUAUAAGGGGGAGCUAGCCUCCUAUGAUAUGCGGCUGAGGCGUAAGUUGGACUUAUUUGCCAACGUAGUCCAUGUGAAGUCACUUCCUGGGUAUAUGACUCGGCACAACAAUCUAGACCUGGUGAUCAUUCGAGAGCAGACAGAAGGGGAGUACAGCUCUCUGGAACAUGAGAGUGCAAGGGGUGUGAUUGAGUGUUUGAAGAUUGUCACACGAGCCAAGUCUCAGCGGAUUGCAAAGUUCGCCUUUGACUAUGCCACCAAGAAGGGGCGGAGCAAGGUCACUGCUGUCCACAAGGCCAACAUCAUGAAACUUGGGGAUGGGUUGUUCCUGCAGUGCUGUGAGGAAGUUGCUGAACUGUACCCCAAAAUCAAAUUUGAGACAAUGAUCAUAGACAACUGCUGCAUGCAGCUGGUGCAGAAUCCUUACCAGUUUGAUGUGCUUGUGAUGCCCAAUCUCUAUGGGAACAUUAUUGACAAUCUGGCUGCUGGCCUGGUUGGGGGAGCUGGUGUGGUCCCUGGUGAGAGCUAUAGUGCAGAAUACGCAGUCUUUGAGACGGGUGCCCGGCACCCAUUUGCCCAGGCAGUGGGCAGGAAUAUAGCCAAUCCCACGGCCAUGCUGCUGUCGGCUUCCAACAUGCUGCGGCAUCUUAAUCUUGAGUAUCACUCCAGCAUGAUUGCAGAUGCGGUGAAGAAGGUGAUCAAAGUUGGCAAGGUGCGGACUCGAGACAUGGGCGGCUACAGCACCACAACCGACUUCAUCAAGUCUGUCAUCGGUCACCUGCAGACUAAAGGGAGCUAGAGCCCUUUAUUUCUUCCAACCUUGCAAGGACCACACUCCCCAUACCCUUCAGUGCAGUGUACCAGGGAAGAGACCUUGUGCCUCUAAGCAGUGGACCAUGGUCACCUUGCUGGGUAGAGCCUAGGUUGUCCUUGGGCCAGCUUCCUUAGGGGACAGACUGUUGGGUGGUGAUGGGGAUUGUUAGGAUGGAGCCCAGGCCACAUGGAUGAUGAUGAUUCUCCCCCACAGGUUCGAACCUCUGACAUGGGUGGCUAUGCUACUUGCCAUGACUUCACUGAGGCUGUCAUUGCUGCCUUGCCCCACCCAUAGGCCCUGUCCAUACCCAUGUAAGGUGUUCAAUAAAGAACAUGAACCAA